UGGGAAUUUGGGAGUGGGUAAGAAAGUCCUGUAAGAUUACUGUAAGGUCCCUACUCUCGGGACCGAACCAACUUCCGAGCCGUGCGGGCACCAGCACGAGGGCAAAAUUUCACGAAUCCUUCCAUCCAAAUAGGACUAAACGAAGCCAACACAACCCUUGCUUUGAUACCGAGUCAUUAUUAUUGUGUCAAAAUUGGACUGCGUGCAAUCUUUCUGCGAUGGCGCCUAUCCCUCUCGCGGAAUUCAAGCACCCGCCAACCCUGAAGCCAGAGCUGGAGUCAAUAAUACUCGCUCGCCGAAAGGCGCAGCGGCGUAAGUAGGUAGUUCCUUUUUCAUUUUCAUAUAUUACUUACGUGUUACCCUCCCAUGACUUCGAUUUCCAGUUCAAGUAAAUUCUUUAUGUUCUCAAAUACCCCCUCUUCUUGUAUUAUCACCAUAUUGUAAUUUAAUUUUUCAGUCCUUCCGGACGUCACCUCAUCAUGUCCGAUUCAACCAAAGCAUCCGAAAUUUCGACCGAAAACGAUAUGGAAAAGGGAGUUACUACACCACCUGGAAGCAAAGAAGAGGCAGUCGUGUACCCAACCUUCAAGAAGCUGAUCUUGAUCAUGACUGCGCUCUAUCUUUGUAUGUUUCUGGUAGCUCUCGAUCGUACUAUCAUAGGAACUGCAAUUCCCAAAAUCACCGACGACUUUCACAGUGUUGACGACAUUGGAUGGUAUGCUUCGGCGUACCUAAUUUGUAUGUGUUCGUUCCAGCUCAUUUUCGGAAGAAUAUAUACCUACUAUUCCCCCAAAUGGGUUCUGCUUUGGUCCAUUCUGCUUUUUGAAAUCGGAAGUGCGGUUUGUGGCGCUGCCCCAAACUCCGUCGCCUUUGUUAUUGGGCGUGCGAUUUGUACGUCAUCCCGUCCGUAAACAACAAGAUUACUUAGCUGACAUUUUCUAGCCGGGCUUGGAUCUUCUGGGAUAUUUAGUGGUGUAAUUAUCACUAUGGUGGUCUCGGUGCCUCUGAAUAAGCGACCUUUGUAUCAGGGGGUUUUUGGUGCUGUAUUUGGUGUUGCAUCAGUCCUUGGUCCACUUGUAGGAGGAGCAUUCACGACGAACGUCUCGUGGAGAUGGUGUUUUUACAUCAAUCUUCCCAUCGGAGCUGUGGUGGUCACCAUCAUUCUCUUCAUCUUGCAGGCACCUCCAAGCAAAAACACGGAUUGUCUUUUUGUAAGAGUGCAGAAGCUCGAUCCUUUGGGCACCCUCGUCUUCUUGCCAUCUAUCCUGUGUCUUCUUUUGGCCUUGCAAUGGGGUGGAGCAACCUACCCUUGGUCCAACUGGCGUAUCAUUCUGCUAUUUGUCCUAGGGGGCAUUCUGUUUUCCGUCUUCGUCCUCAUUCAAUUCAAAAGUGGUGAUAACGCGACAGUUCCAAUACGCAUCAUCAAACAACGCAGUGUUUUGGCGGCCGUCUACUUCACUAUGGUUUCGCCAGGUGCUAUGAUGGUCGUAAUUUACUUUCUCCCUCUGUGGUUCCAAGCUAUCAAGGGAGCUACAGCUGUUAGAUCUGGAAUCGAUACUCUUCCGUUGGUCUUGUCACUGGUUGCUGCCAGUAUCAUUGCUGGAGCCCUUACCCAGAAGACGGGAUAUUAUGUUGGUCAACUUCUCGCAAGCAGCGUUUUGGCAGCGAUAGUAAGUUUCCUGUCAUGUAUUUGAUUCCAACUGCCCCAUGCUAACAAUUAUACUAGGGCAUUGGUCUUAUCACUACAUUAACACCAGAAAGUACCUCUGCCCAAUGGAUCGGCUACCAAUUUCUCUUCGGUUUUGGACUAGGACUUGGAAUGCAACAACCUAAUUUGGCCGUUCAAACAUCUCUCAAUAACAAAGACGUCAUGACCGGUGUAUCUCUCAUAUUUUUCGGGCAGGGCUUCGGUGGAGCAAUAUGGGUGUCCGUUGCGCAAACGAUUUUCAAUCAUGGUCUUGUUGCAAACUUCAGCAAGUUCUCAAAUGUCAACGCUGCUAAAAUCAUCAACACUGGCGCGACCGAGCUUCGCAAUGUCGUACCUCCUGAUAUGCUACCGCAGGCUCUAAAUGCUUAUAAUGGAGCUCUCAUGAAUACGCUAAAGUUGGCGGUUGGAUUGUCGAGUGCGGGUAUAUUGGGGGGUGUAUUCAUGGAAUGGAAGAGUCUGAAGAAUAAAUCCGAGGGUGGUUUGAGUGAAAGUGAGAAGGAAAAGGGGGCUUCGACGGAUAUUGCGAGUGGAACAAGUGUAGAAAGUGAGCCUGUCAUGUCCGGCAAGGCAACUUGAGUAUAGCUUGGUUAUUUGUGCUUCUUCACGCAUAGCGAUUGACUUCUGGGCAAUAAAAAUAUGAGUGUUCUGUUAUUAAUGUAAUAUAUAGAUUGAUACCCCCCCUCUAUAAA
Hymenoscyphus albidus is the source of this 2397-nucleotide messenger RNA. Lineage: Eukaryota; Fungi; Ascomycota; Leotiomycetes; Helotiales; Helotiaceae. The record is from the annotation of a GenBank genome assembly.